Cyphomyrmex costatus is the source of this 800-nucleotide messenger RNA. RefSeq lists its product as uncharacterized. Gene Ontology annotation, biological process: regulation of transcription by RNA polymerase II. Lineage: Eukaryota; Metazoa; Arthropoda; Insecta; Hymenoptera; Formicidae. The record is from RefSeq and is a predicted model, not a curated record. The transcript has 6 exons. Gene Ontology annotation, cellular component: transcription regulator complex; nucleus. The coding region runs from base 45 to 800 and encodes 251 amino acids.
GUUAUCCUGAGUGUGAGGAUGGAACCAUAGUUCGUAAUAGCCUAAUGCCUGAUGGUACGGAAGCUGUCGUUGUCACAAAUAAACCACAAGUAAAGGGUGCUGUAAAUUCACGUAACGAGUCAGUCGACUUAGAAACAAAGAAGAUGGAAAUAGAGGAACAGCUAAUCGAUGAAGUCUUUAAACGAUCUGCAUUGUGGAACUUCAAACUAUCUGUAACUGAACGCAGCCCACAAAUAAAGAAACAACUCUGGGAAGAAGUGUAUGAAGCUAUGAAUGGAACAUUCCCUUCCGUGGAGGCGAUAAAAAAGAAAUGGAAGUCGCUAUCAGAUUCUUUUCGAGUGCAUUCAAAAAAGAAUCAGCAACCGAGUGGAUCUGCAGCAAGUGGAAAAAAACCGUGGGUACAUCUACAACAUAUGCAGUUUUUGAAUGAUAUGCGGCUAGAAAGCAGAACUGUCAGUAAUAUCGAGACUGUGUCAGAACUUGAUGAUACACAAUCAAAUUCAUUAGAAUCAAAUGUUUUUCACGAUGACAGCAAUAGCUGUAACAGUAGCAGCAACAGUCAUAAUACAUCACACAAUCCCCUGGAUAGGAUUGCUAACUCUUUGGAGAGUUCAUUGCUUUUUAAUAUGGGGCAAAUAGAGCAAAUAGAGCAAAUUUUUCAUCGUCUUUCUCAAAAUAUUCCACCUACGUUUGAUAAACCUGCGUCAAUGGUACAUUUGAUAUCUGUCCUACUUCAUGAUAUAGACCCAGAAUUACUGGACGAAGUGAUGUUUGAUAUUUUGAAAUCAGUUGGUCCUUGA